Messenger RNA from Entelurus aequoreus (snake pipefish), 4861 nucleotides. RefSeq names its product ADAM metallopeptidase domain 10a (gene adam10a). Gene Ontology annotation, biological process: Notch signaling pathway; membrane protein ectodomain proteolysis. The coding region runs from base 383 to 2638 and encodes 751 amino acids. The record is from RefSeq and is a predicted model, not a curated record. The transcript has 16 exons. Gene Ontology annotation, molecular function: metalloendopeptidase activity involved in amyloid precursor protein catabolic process. NCBI's taxonomy places the organism in Eukaryota, Metazoa, Chordata, Actinopteri, Syngnathiformes, Syngnathidae. Gene Ontology annotation, cellular component: plasma membrane; synaptic membrane.
ACGGAAGUACACAUUACGGCGGAGUGAUUCCUGAAAACAAAACGUAACACAAAAGCUACGGUGCAGUUUGUAAUAAUUUGUCACUAAUUGUGAUGUCAUCAUGUCAAUUAUCUUACGAGACCUCUGAACGUUGUUCAGCGUUUCGGAACAAGGACGUGAUGAUAGGAAUGUCCGUCAUACAACACGGCGAAAAGGAGGGGCGACGCUCCUUUUAGUCUUCGUGUAUGACGUCACGUGCCCGGAGGCUGACAGUGGCGUCAACUGUGUAGGCGAGCAAAGUAGGAAGCGCGAGUGCAUUUUUAUAACCAAAGAAGCAAAAUCCAACUAUACCAAAUGUAAAGUCGCCUGUGUUUUUGUUUUUGGAUAUAACGGGAUUUUCGAUAUGAUAUUUUUUAAAUUGCUCUUCCCUCUUUGCUGCCUUCUUGAUACCAUAGCUCUGAUCAGAGAACCCUUGAACAAAUACAUUCGCCAUUAUGAGGGUUUAUCUUAUGACACGGAAGCCCUGCACAACAGUCACCAGAGAGCAAAGAGGGCGCUCUCUCCUCAUGAUGGAACCGUGCACCUGGACUUCCAUUCUCACGGCAGGCAUUUCAACCUGCGGAUGAGGAGAGACACUUCGGUAUUUUCUCCAGAUCUCGAAAUCGAGGUGUCAGGAGAGGAAGCACCCAUUGAUACGUCGCAUAUCUACAGUGGCGAGCUCUUGGGGGAAAAGGACACGCUGACCCAUGGUUCUGUGAUUGAAGGGCGCUUCGAGGGCUUCAUUAAAACCCACCAAGGGACAUAUUUUGUUGAACCCUCCGAAAGGUACCUUAAGGAGAACAAUGUGCCCUUCCACUCCAUUAUCUAUCAUGAGGAUGACAUCACUUAUCCUCAUAAAUAUGGCUCUGGUGGAGGCUGUGCUGACCACUCCGUGUUUGAGAGGAUGAGGAAGUAUCAGACAACUGCAGGAGAUGAGCCUGCCAAAAGGGCGGUGAGCACAUUUAAAGAGGAGCCCACCAAUGGUCCUGUGAUUUUAAGGAAGAAGAGGGCUACGGAAAAAGACAAAAAUAUUUGCCUAUUAUUUAUUCAGACCGAUCACUCGUUCCACGAGUACUACGGCAGUCGAGAGGCUGUCCUGGCACAGAUCUCCAGCCAUGUUAAGGCUGCUGACUCAAUUUACAAAGCCACAAACUUCUUGGGCAUUCGAGACGUUGGCUUCAUGGUGAAAAGAGUUAGGAUAAACACCACAGCAAACGUGAAAGACAUUACCAAUCCUUUUCGUUUUGCCAACAUCGGAGUGGAAAAGUUUUUAGAGCUGAACUCUGAACAGAAUCACGAUGACUAUUGCCUUGCCUACGUCUUCACUGACAGGGAUUUUGACGAAGGCGUCCUUGGUUUGGCUUGGGUCGCCUCUCCUGCAGCAAGCUCUGGAGGCAUUUGUGAGAAGAGUAGAGUCUACUCUGAUGGGAGGAAGAGGUCCCUGAACACUGGUAUUAUCACAGUGAAGAACUAUGCCUCACACGUCCCUCUAAAGGUGUCUCACAUCACUUUCGCCCAUGAGGUUGGCCACAACUUUGGCUCUCCUCAUGACUCCGGGACUGAGUGCACCCCUGGAGUAUCCAGAGAUAAAGAAGCGGGCAAUUACAUCAUGUAUUCAAGUGCCACUUCCGGAGACAAGCCCAACAAUAACAAGUUUUCAGACUGCAGCAUCCGAAAUAUGAGUGCUGUUCUGGUAAAGAAGAAGGACAUUUGUUUUGUUGUAUCUGGACAACCCAUCUGUGGCAAUAGACUUGUGGAAGAGGGAGAACAAUGUGACUGCGGCUACAGUGAUCAGUGCAAAGAUCCCUGCUGCUAUGAUGCCAACGAACCGGACGGUACCAGGUGCAAACUCCAACCUGGAAAGAACUGCAGUCCAAGCCAAGGCCCAUGCUGCACGGAAGAGUGCUCUUUUAAAGACUCAUCAGAAAUGUGUAGAAAGGAGUCUGAGUGUGCCAACAUUGGAACGUGCAACGGUUUGAUUGCUGGGUGUCCUACUUCUCAAUCAAAGGACAACCUCACCUCUUGCAAUGAAGAAACACAAGUCUGUCUCAAUGGGGUCUGCAGUGGUUCAAUUUGUGAGAAGUACGGCCUUGAAGUUUGCACCUGUGCCAGUGAAACUAGCAAGAAUGAGGCGGCUGAACUCUGUCACGUAUGCUGCAUGGAGAAAAUGAACCCCAGCACUUGCAGCAGCUCGGGCUCGGAGAAAUGGGCCGCGUUUUUCAACAAAAAGGUCAUAAAUCUGCAGCCCGGCUCACCGUGCGAUAACUUUAGGGGCUACUGUGAUGUGUUCAUGAGGUGCCGCCUGGUGGAUGCUGAUGGGCCUCUGGCGAGGCUUAAGAAUGCCAUAUUCAAUUUAGAACUGUAUGAAACAAUUGCCGAGUGGAUAGUGGAUCACUGGUGGGCAGUGCUUUUGAUGUGCAUCGCGCUUAUAUUGGUAAUGGCUGGCUUCAUCAAGGUUUGCAGUGUGCACACUCCAAGCAGCAACCCAAAACUGCCUCCUCCAAGGCCACUACCAGGUACCCUGAAGAGAAGAAGGCACCAACAGAGCAACUCACAAGGCAUGCCGGUGAACUUUCGGCACCAAAGGGAAGACUAUCAAAUGGGUGAAAUUAGGUAUUGAGAGACUGGGAGCAUUUGACAAGUCGUCACUUGCUAAAUUCUAGCGCCUACACUGGAAGCACUUGAGUUGCCAAAAGCAAAGGAAUAGUGUCUAAAGUCAAUUUACGAAUGAAGCCCUCAUCUGGCUGACAUCUUAUCUCAUAGGCGUCCCGCAGUGCUCGGCACUUUGUCCUCACCUCUUCAUCCUCCACCUCCUCACCCUCACUCAGAUUAUUCAUAGCCAUGGCCUCCAAUUCCUCUGUUAUACCGAUGAUAUUCAACUUGACAUAUCCACAAAAUGCAUCAACCCUCAGACUCAUUCUACCCUCUAAACUGUCAUUCUGAUAUCAGCUUCUUGAUGCAAACAAAUUUCCUUAAACUGAAGUGUACCAAAUUUUUUAUCUUCAUAAUAGGUCCAAAUUCCCUCACCUCUAUAGCAAAAGUUCCGACUCCUUAAAUAAUGCUACCCUUUCACCCACACCCCACCGCCGGAACCUUGGAGUCAUCCUGUACAGUAAACCAGGCCCCCUCUCACCUCAAGACUUGCUCUACCCUACACCUCUUUCUGUGAAGAAACUUCAAGGACAAGGACUUACAAGGACACUAAGCAGCGGACCUGGCGGGGUGCAAAGCCCUCUGUUGCCGCACCCUUCCUGUGGAACUUGAUUUUCCCACACAUCCGUGACAACUGCUGACACUACUACCUUUGAUACUAACUUAAAAAAACACCUGUUCCACACUGCUUUUAACUCAAAACUUUUUGAAUCUUUCACAUUUAGUAAUACAUCACAUCACAACAUUUUAAUCUUGCUUUCUGUAUGUAUUUUUAAACCGCAUUUGUUCUGUUUUCGCACUUACUUGUCUUACAUUUUUUACCCUGUAAAGCAUCUUUUGAGUUUUUGAAAAGGGCUCCAUACAUAAGAUGUAUUAUUAUUGUCAUUAUUAUUAUUAAACGGACUAAUCCACGCCUACAUGUGAGGUGGAACUCACGUUGCAACUGAAUCGUCGUCACUGGACAGCACCCUUUGUGCUCUUGAGAUGCAGAAGAGAAGUUCACCGAGCUCUGUUAUGUGGUCUUGAUCGUUAAAUUUUUUUACUGGGCUGUUUUUUGUUUUAUACCAGAGGAUGCUGGCAGCUUACCUUAAGGCCCAUCUCUUGAAAUAUUCUUACAGUACAUUUAAAUUUUACCGCAAAUCAAAACACUUUUGCUGCCAUUGUUAUUUUACAAGGUUCUAAAUGAAAAGCCAUAAAAACAAAAACUUUUUCUAAUGUAUUGCCUUUAUUCUUUCAGCUUGUACAGUUCUCUUAAUGAUGAUUGUUUCUCUCAGGAUUAAUAAAACAAAAAAAUGGUUAGGUAAUUUCCUAAAUGGUGCCUCCAGAAAGCUUUAUGGAUAAGUAAGUUUGGAAUGGGCAAAAAAAGUGCAUUAUGCAGGGCAUAUUUAAUGUGUGAACGUGAGUGUGAAUGUUGUCUAUCUGCUGGCCCUGCGAUGAGGUGGCGACUUGUCCAGAGUGUACUCCGCUUUACGCCCGAGGGCAGCUGGGAUAGGCUCCAGCACCCCCGUGAUCCCGAGAAGGACAAGCAGUAGAAGAUGGAUGAAUGGACUAUUACAGCUUUGUUUUACCUAAAUGUGUAAUGUGAUUUUUGUGUUAAGGGUGAGAGAGUUGGCUGUUUUUUGUGUCACUGAGAGACAACUUUGACUGAAUUGCACGGCAACUUUUACCCAAUCUUUACAAUUCUGUUUUGUUUUUGUACUUAAUGUGCCCACUGACAGCAUUUCCAAUUUAAGCUGAGGCUUAUUGUCAGUGACCCCACAACUUAGGUUUUGUUUUAACUUUUGGUUUGUAUGUGAAUACAGUAUGUUAUAAAUGUGAAAAAAAGUCUGUUUUAAUGCCUCUUGCUAAAUAAAAUUCACUUCUGGACUAUCAAGUACAUUCAGUCUACAUGUAACACCUCAGCUAAUGGUUGUUGCGUUUGAUAAUGUCUUGUUAGAGAUUUUAGUGACGCAUUCAUGUUUUCCACCAAAUGCAUGUAUUUGUUUUGCAUUCAUGUGUUGUAACUAUGGGGGUUUUCAAUUUCUGUGUCUGAUGCAACACUUAUUUUGGGUUUAAAAGGACUUAUGUCCGUACACUGGAGUGCUGAGUUUAUAAUUUUUUACUGUAACUUCAAUGUUUUUGCUUUUACCUCAAGUAUUUGCUUAAUUUGAAAUGCAUUAAUAAAUCAUCUUCACGUACUGCUUUGACGUGU